This is a messenger RNA of Ctenocephalides felis (cat flea), 789 nucleotides long. RefSeq lists its product as uncharacterized. The record is from RefSeq and is a predicted model, not a curated record. Lineage: Eukaryota; Metazoa; Arthropoda; Insecta; Siphonaptera; Pulicidae. Bases 236 to 733 code for a protein of 165 amino acids. The transcript has 5 exons.
AAUUAAGUUGUGCUGUUCUUGUGACGAUAAAUUGACGAAAGUAUAAUAAUGUGUACUAGAAUGACUAUGUCUAAAUGUUGUUUUAAAAACAGCAAUUAAAUGUUUUUGCGUGUAACUAUAGUGGUAUAGAAUCUGCAUAGUUUAAUCGACCGAGAAAUACGUGUUAUAAGUGAAAAAUUAGUGUACUAUAGUACGGAUCUACGCAUAAUUCCAAUAUUGCGCACAACUGCUUAUAAUGAGGAAAAUUUUUGGUACUGAGCCAAGUACUCCUUUCCCUAUAAGCGAAACUCGCUACAUGCUGGAGCAAAUUAAAACCCAUGAAGAACCCAUGAUCAUCCGUCGUCCGAUGAUCAAUUUUACAACUUAUCCGUAUACAGAUACUCCUGAUAGAAAUUUGAAUGAAUCGGACUUUCCCCAAUAUCCCAAAAAUUAUGGGUAUCAGGAUUAUGUCAGCACAAUGCAAUAUGACUAUCGAGCUCCCAGGAAUUUUGUCAAAAGACCUUUAGUAAUGGCUAACCCGCCCUACAUGAUGAACCAAAAGACUCAUUCCCUCUUAAGGCCGGCUAAAGGUGUUUGGGUUCCUCCACAUUUUGGUAUAGUUAAAUUUGAUGACGAUUCUGCUGUUAUGAAACCAUCUAAGAGUGCAGAAGCCACCCAACAACUCAAAAGAUUUCGAUACAACUCCUAUGAUCCAUUUCAAGGAAAAUAUCAAAUAGAAUUAAAUUCUACAUGAGCUUCAAAAUCGCCAACAUACAUACUACCAAACUUAGUAUUCUUUCAAGAACAACC